AUGUCCAAACGAUUGGAUGACAAGAACUUGCAGAGACGCGUUAGGUUUGGCUAUGCCGACACUUGUAACUUCACCUCUGACACCAGCUCGGCAAUGUUGUGCACCUCCUACUCCAAGGGAAUGUUGGCCACGGGCUCCAGCGACAAGAUCGUCAAUCUCUGGGACUGCGAGACACAUAAGUCCGUCAUGUCAUUCGCCGAGCACACCAACGGCAUCACCAGCGUGAGUCUGGACACGGAUGACAACACUGUGGUCAGUGCCAGUUGGGACAAGACGGCCAAGGUGUGGGACACGAGGUCUGGCAAGUGUGUAAGAACGCUCAAAGGCCACUCCAAUGGAGUCCGCAGUGUUGUACGCGGAUCAAAUCCGGGCACAGUCAUCACGGGCUCGGCCGACAAGUCCAUCCUGGUAUGGGACAUCGCCACAUCGAGAAUCAAACAGGUGCUAAAGGGACACACCAGCGGCAUUCACAAGCUCGUUAUGAAUCGAUCCCACUUGCUCAGCUCCUCAGGUGAUAGUGCCAUCCGCAUGUGGAACCUAGAAAAGGGCGAGACAAUCAAGGCCUGGAACGCUCACGAGCACGACAUCUUCUGUCUGCACUCAUACUCAUCGAUUGUUGCCACAUCGGCGGCAGACAGGAGAACAAAGGUGUGGGACCUGUCGAGUGGCGGCUGUCUGUACACCAUCCAGCAUCAAGACGUUGUUGGCUCGCUCAAGAUUGGCAACGAAGGCAAGUUCCUGAUGGUUGGGCAAGGCAAUGGAGACAUUGGAAUAUAUAAUCUCAAAGAUGGAUCACUACUUCGCUUGCUCAGGGGUCAUUCCGAGAUUAUCAACGGCAUCGAGUUGUGGGAGAAUGGUCUAAUCACCUGUUCAUCAGACAAGUCAAUCAAGUUGUGGAGCUUCUGUGAAUGA
Molecule: messenger RNA, 912 nt
Organism: Acytostelium subglobosum LB1
Lineage: Eukaryota; Evosea; Eumycetozoa; Acytosteliales; Acytosteliaceae
Exons: 1
Coding region: 1-912 (303 amino acids)
Molecular function (GO): protein binding
Source: RefSeq, a predicted model, not a curated record